AUGGUACAAGCAAAUUGGAAACAAUCAACAACAAUGGUUUCCUUGCAAUCUCCACAACCUUCAUCUUCAGUACUUUUCUUUCUUCUUCCUCUCCUGGCUCUUGUAUUUUUUUUAUCGUCCUUCCGCAGGAAACUACCCUACCCACCGGGCCCAAGGGGGUUACCUAUCAUCGGCAACAUGGCGAUGAUUGAUCAAUUAACUCAUCGUGGCUUAGCCCAAUUGGGAAAAAAAUACGGAGGAUUAUUUCAUCUCCGAAUGGGUUUGCUUCACAUUAUCGGAGUUUCGACGCCGGAGAUGGCGAGAGAGGUGUUGCAGGCCCAAGACAUUGUGUUCUCAAACAGGCCCGCUAAUGUUGCAAUAAGCUACUUGACAUAUGACCGGGCCGAUAUGGCCUUUGCUAAUUACGGUCCAUUUUGGCGUCAAAUGCGCAAGAUUUGUGUCGUGAAAGUUUUUAGCCGGAAACGGACCGAGUCAUGGGCUUCGGUUCGGGAGGAAGUUGACUCGAUGGUUCGAGCGGUCAAGGAGAAAACCGGUUCGGCGGUUAAUCUAGGAGAAAUGAUUUUUGCUUUGACGAGAAGUAUAACUUACAGGGCGGCUUUUGGGUCGGUUUCCAAGGAAGGACAGGAUGAAUUCAUGAAGAUCUUGCAGGAAUUUUCGAAGCUUUUAGGGGCUCUUGACAUUUCUGAUUUUGUUCCUUGGUUGGGUUGGGUUCAUUCUCAGGAAUUUAAUAAGAGACUUGUCAGAGCUCGAAGCUUGCUUGAUGGGUUCAUUGAUAACAUCAUCGAUGAACAUAUCGAGAAGAAGAAGAUGAUGGUGGCCAAGGGUUUUGAUGAAGAGGAAGGAGAUACAGAUAUGGUGGAUGAGUUAGUGGCUUUUUACAGCGAAGAUGCUCAGAAAGGCCAGUUUGAUGAAUCCCAAUUCGCCAUUAAACUCACUAGAGAUAACAUCAAAGGCAUUAUCAUGGACGUGAUGUUCGGAGGAACUGAAACGGUGGCGUCUGCAAUAGAAUGGACGCUAUCGGAGCUGAUAAAAAGCCCAGAAGAUCUGAAGAGAGUCCAGCGGGAACUCGCCGACGUCGUUGGCCUGAACCGGGCGGUCCAGGAAUCCGACAUGGAGAAGCUAACUUUUCUCAAAUGCGUUCUGAAGGAGACCUUGAGGCUGCACCCACCUAUCCCUCUUCUCCUCCACGAGACCUCCAAGGACUCUGUGGUUUCCGGAUACAAGAUUCCGUCCGGGUCACGGAUCAUGAUAAACGUGUGGGCAAUCGGGCGAGACGGGUCUGCGUGGGUUGACCCGGACGUUUUCCGGCCGAGCCGGUUCUUGGAGGAAGGUGCACCAGAUUUCAAAGGGUCAAAUUUUCAGUUCAUACCGUUCGGUUCGGGUCGGAGGUCGUGCCCCGGAAUGCAACUCGGGUUGUACGCGUUGGAUUUAACGGUGGCGCAUCUUCUUCACUGCUUCAACUGGGAGUUACCUGACGGACAGAAGCCGAGUGAGCUGAACAUGGAUGACGUUUUUGGACUCACUGCGCCCAGAGCGAGUCAACUCGUGGCCGUACCGAGUUAUCGUCUGAGUUGUCCCUAG
Carica papaya (papaya) is the source of this 1581-nucleotide messenger RNA. Its product is annotated as cytochrome P450 84A1-like. NCBI's taxonomy places the organism in Eukaryota, Viridiplantae, Streptophyta, Magnoliopsida, Brassicales, Caricaceae. Gene Ontology annotation, molecular function: iron ion binding; heme binding; oxidoreductase activity, acting on paired donors, with incorporation or reduction of molecular oxygen. The record is from RefSeq and is a predicted model, not a curated record.